Molecule: messenger RNA, 5479 nt
Organism: Quercus lobata
Lineage: Eukaryota; Viridiplantae; Streptophyta; Magnoliopsida; Fagales; Fagaceae
Product: TMV resistance protein N-like
Exons: 9
Coding region: 138-3557 (1139 amino acids)
Biological process (GO): defense response; signal transduction
Molecular function (GO): ADP binding; protein binding
Source: RefSeq, a predicted model, not a curated record
CGGACGACGCUCUCUCUCUCUUCAUACGCACAAAACUUUGCAGAUUCCUUUUAAACCAGCGAUCAGACGAUAGGAGCUUCACAGACAAUACUGCAAUUCUCCAUAAUCUGUUUACUUGUAAGCUUAGAUUGGCUUUCAUGGAUUCAAAAAGCCAAUCUUUCUCUUCUUCUAGCCACAAGUGGAAAUAUGAUGUCUUUCUAAGUUUUAAAGGUGAGGAUACUUGCAAGAAUUUUACAGACAAUCUAUACACUACCUUGAAACAGAAGGGAGUCAACACCUUCAGGGAUGAUAAAAAUCGAGAGAUAGGAGAACCUAAUUCACAUGAGCUUUUAAAAGCAAUAGAAGAAUCAUUGUUUGCUAUUGUCAUUCUCUCCCAAAACUAUGCAUCCUCAACGUGGUGUUUGGAUGAACUUGUGAAUAUCAUGGAAUGCAAAAAAAAGAUGGGGCAAAUAGUUUGGCCCAUAUUUUAUGAUGUGGAUCCAUUUGAGGUGCGAAAACAGACGGGAACAUAUGCACAAGCAUUUGACAAACAUGAAAAACAUUUCAAAGAUGAUAUAGAUAAAGUUCACACAUGGAGAGCUACUUUGACAGAAGUGGCCAAUCUCUUUGGAUUUCAUUUACAAGAUAGGAAUGAGAUAGAAUUUAUCCAAGAUAUUGUGGAAGAGAUAUUUAUCAAAUUAAGUUACAAAUUCCCAAGAUCAGAUACUAGUGAUUUAGUAGGAAUAGAUUCUCGAGUAAAGGAAUUGAUGUCACUUUUGGCUAUACAAUUAAACGAUGUUCGCAUCAUAGGGGUUUGGGGGAUGGGAGGAAUUGGUAAGACAACUCUUGCUAGAUUUGUCUAUCAUAAGAUUUUUAAUUAUUUUGACGGUGGUAGUUUUAUCACUAAUAUUAGAGAAGAAUCUGAAAAACAUGGUUUACUUUCAUUACAACAAAAACUUAUUUGUGAAAUUUUGAUGGAGAGAAGUAUGAAUAUUCAAGAUGUUGAUAAAGGAGUUCUUUUGAUCAAGCGUAUCAUGUGCAAUAAAAGGAUUCUUCUUGUUCUUGAUGAUGUAAAUCAAUUGAACCAAUUACAAAAAUUAGCUGGGAAGCUUAAUUGGUUUGGUCCAGGUAGUAGAGUUAUUAUCACAACUAGAGAUGAGUCUUUGUUGAGAAGACAUAACAUAUUUAGAAUAUAUGAGGUUAAAGUAUUGAAUAAUGAUGAUGCUUUUCAUCUUUUUAGGUUGAAAGCUUUUAUGAGCGAUUGUCAUACCAAUGGUUAUCUAAAGUUGUCUAAACAGUUUGUAAAUUAUGCUAACGGCCUUCCAUUAGCUAUUGAGGUUUUGGGUUCUUUUUUGUUCAAUAGAAGUAAGAAAGAAUGGGAAAGUGCAUUAAAUAGGCUCAACGAAUUUCCUGAUAAAGAUGUUAUGAAAAUACUUCAAAUAAGUUUUGAUGGACUUAAUGAAACAGAAAAGGAAAUCUUUCUACAUAUUGCAUGUUUCUUUAAUAUGAAGGAAAACUAUUAUGUGGAAAAAAUACUAGAUAAUCUUGGCUUUGACCCUAGAUUUGGUUUAAGGGUCCUCAUUGAAAGGUCACUUUUAAAAGAAUUUCAAACUAAAUACAAGAUGCAUGAACUAUUACAAACGAUGGGUCAAAGCAUAGUUCGUAAAGAGCAUCCUCAAGAACCGGGGAGGUGGAGCAGAUUAUGGAUAUACAAUGACAUUCACAAUGUAUUGGUGAAAAAUUCGGGAACAAGAGAAAAUCAAGGCUUAGUCUUAGAGCAUUCAAAAGUUGAAAAACUACGUGAAUAUGAAAGAAGAUAUUGGAACCUAGAAGCCUUUUCAAAGAUGCCUAACCUUAAAUUGCUUAUAAUUCAUGGUGUUCAACUUUUGCAUGGCCCCAAGCAUCUUCCUAAUAAAUUAAGACUUCUUGAUUGGAGUAAGUAUCCUUCAAAGUCUUUGCCAUCAGAUUUUCAACCAGUUGAGCUUGUUGAACUUCACUUGUUGCAUAGCAAAAUUGAACGGCUUUGGAAAGGGUCAAAGUACUUGAACAAGUUAAAGUUCAUCAACUUGAAAGGUUCUUUAAAUCUCGUUGCAACCCCUGACUUCACUGGAGUUCCCAAUCUUGAGAAAUUGGUUUUUAAAGGUUGUAUAAAUUUAUGUGAGGUUCACCCAUCUAUUAUGGUUCUUAAAUGGCUUACUCUUCUUGAUCUAGAAAACUGCAAAAGCCUUAGAAGUCUUCCAAGCAAGUUUGAAAUGGUGUCUCUUGAGACUCUUAUUCUUUCUGGCUGUUCAAAAAUCGAGAGAAUUCCAGAAUUUAUGGGAAAUAUGGAACGCUUAUCAAAACUUCACUUAGAUGGCACUGCUAUUACUAAACUUCCCUCUUCAAUUGAACGUAUGACUAAUCUUCAAGAACUAUCAUUUCGUGGAUGUAAAGGUCCACCAUCUAAACUAUGGAAUAAGCUUUUUCCCUUAAAUUUAUUGCCAAGAAGAAGCCAAAAUCCUGUGAGCUUGUUAUUGCCUCGCCUUUUAGUUUUGGGUAUGUGUCCUUUAACGACAUUGGACUUGAGGGACUGUAAUCUUCAAUCAAUCCCUAAUGAUAUUGGAAACUUAUCUUUAAUAAGGUACUUGAAUCUAAACGAAAAUCACUUUAGUUGCCUUCCUGAAAGUAUUGUGCAACUAUCUGAUUUGUCGGAAAUUCAUUUACGCAAUUGCACAAGACUUCGUUCAUUGCCACAAUUGCCAUCAACGACUGAUUGGAUUGAAGCAGAUGGUUGUACCUCAUUGGAAACAUUUCCAAAUGGAAUUGAACCACAGGAUUUCGCCCAAACACAUCUUUUGUUCUUCGAUUGCUUCAAAUUGGCUAAUAACAUGUUAUUUAAUGUUCUGAGAAUGCUACUAGCAUUUCAUCAGGAAAUCUGCAAGCAAUCUGCAAUAUUGGGUAGCUGUGCUGCCUUUAAUGUUGUUUUUCCAGGAAGUGAAAUUCUGAAAUGGUUUAAACAUCAGAGUGCGGGGAAUGUAGUUAAUGCACAAGUUACUCAUCCGAACAAAAAUGUGAAUAUACAAGUGCCUUCCCGUUCAAGUAAUAAGUGGAUUGGAAUAGCUCUUUGUGUUGUUUUUUCAUGCCCCUAUUCUUAUGCUUCUGAACUUCCGGAUUUUUUGAGAUGUCACAUUCUAAUCAAUAAACAUGAAGGUUCAUACUUUAAUUUAGGCAUUUGCGCUAGACUGGAUGGGAGUAAAUCACUUCACCUUUGGAUGUCCUAUAUACCCUCUCAAAUGUUUAAUGAGAAUGAGAGAGCAGUAUUGAGCCAAAGUGAUGAGAAUGGAUUCAUACAGAUGGAGGUUAAAUUUCAAUGGGAUUUCAACCCAGGUAUUAAGUUUAAGAAAUGUGGGUUUUGUCUACUAUAUGAACAAGACAUCGAAGAUAUCAAAGAAAUGAUAUCGGCUCAUGAUUGUCAUGAUUUUGACAACUCAACUGAAGGAAUCAAAAUUAAGCGAAGCCGUGAUGAAUAUGAAGGGGCUGGAGCUAGUGGAGAAGGCAGCUCUAACAAUGUCCCACACUCAAAGAGGAUUGAAAGAUAGAGAAUGGAUGGGCUCAUGCUAACUCUGAUUGCAACAAUUCUAAUGAAGUUGGCCUAGUACCAGUGCAUGGAACUGUAUAAGAAAUGGUGAAGAUCAUCAUCUGGUUUCCCAAAGUAAUUCCAAAUCAUGUGUUUAUUGGUUGGCUAAGGGUUCGCAACAGAUUGUCUACAAAAGAUUGAAUGUUUUAGUGAUAUACUAAUCUUGAUGCUCAGUGUGUUGUUUGUAAACGAAGAAUUAAAAGUACGGUUCGCUUAUUUUGUGAUUGUUUCUUGAUGGUUUAACCAUUAGAUUGCAGGGACUACAGUGAAUACACGUCACUCAUUCUUGUAAUAAGUGGAUUGGAAUGGUUGUGUGUGCUUUUUUUUCACUCCAUUAUCUCAAGAAGAUAUAAUGAAGGGUUGUUAUAUCUCUGUCAAUAACCCUAGAAAUUCCAGAUGUUUCGGAUUCUUAAAUCAUAAAUUUGUUCAGACUGAAUCAGAUCACCUUUAGCUGCUUUAUAUUCACCCUGAAUGUGUUUCUGAGAAUGAGAUAGCAGACUUUAGUCAACUGGAUGAGAAUGGAAUCAUUCAUACGGAGGUUGAAUUUGAUUGUAAGCCCACACUUUGAGUGUAAGAAAUGUGGGUUUCGUAUGGUAUACAAGCGAGACAUUGAAGAGAUCAGAGAAAUGAUGGCUCAAUCCAGCAACAGUAGCUGCAUCCUUUUGAGGUAUUGAGAUCUCAUGCAAUAGCUACACCUUGUAAUCAUCAAGAGGGUGUAGAUGUUGAUGCUCGACAUGAUUUUGACAAUUCAACAGAAAGUAGCAAAAUGAGAAAAACCGUGAUGAAUACAAUAGGGCUGGACCUAGUGGUGAAUGCAGCUCUAAUGAUGUACCACACUCAAGGAGGAUUCAAAUAUAUACAAAGAAUGUAUGGCUCAAGGUAGCUCUGACUUUGGUAACUCUGAUUGCAGGGAUUCUAAUUAAGGUGGUUCAGGACUACCCUGAUUUAGUCUCUGUAGUCCUCUUUCUUUGACUUUCUCCACCAACGGUAACAAAGCAUACCCCUCUCUCUCUCUCUCUCUCUCUAUAUAUAUAUAUCUUUCUCUCUCCCUUUCUGUUCUUCUCUGAUGUCAGAAUUUUUGAGCUAAUCUUUUCUUUGUUGAGUAUGUCGGCCUCAGUCACUCAACAUCUGCACUCACCUGUGGUUUCUCACUCUUCACUCUCUCACCCACAGUCAGCGACUCCUAAAGCAGUUGCAUUCAGUAUUGUCUCUGAAAGGUGCAUGAAACUGUACAAGGAAGAAAUGGCCCAAAGUUAAAUGGUUAAGAUCAUCUGGUUUCCCAAAGUAAUUCCAAAGCAUGUGUUUAUAGGCCGGCUAACGGUUCACAACAGAUUGUUAACAAAAGAUUGAAUAUUGUAGUGCUGUGCUAAUCUUGAUGCUCAGUGUGUUCUUUGUAAAAAGAGAAUUCAAAGUAGGAUCACUUAAUUUGUGAUUGUUCUUUCUCGAUGAGGAUAUGGUGAACCAUAAUGAGCUGGUGCAUAAUAAAAAAUCCAAAGUUCAGUUGGCUUGAGAUUAUGCUCUAUGAUGAGAAAUCCAUUUGUGUCUGGACUGGCAUUUUGGUCUGCUGUGUAUCAUAUUUGGUUUCAGAGGAAUGCUAGUAUUCAUUAAGGAAGACUACCUCAUGAAGAGGCAUGGUCAAAAUGAUCAUGUGGGAAGUGAAGAACAGAGUUGAAUGUAACAGUUACUGCAAUUCUGUUCUAAACGGGAGAAUAGUAGUAGUUAAUGGUCCUUGUUUCUGUUAUCUAACAGAUAAGGAAAUUUCAUUUUGUAAUGUUUAUGGUGUAGGCUGUUUCUAUAUUGAUGUUGGAUUGUUUGGUUGUGUUUUGGACUGAUUGUACAUCUGUUUCUAUUGAAAUGAAUUGCUCACUCUGUUUCUAUUGAUUA